CAAUCACAGCACGCAUGCGCCUGAGCUGCCUGGAGGAAGCAGCUAUUUAUGUCCGGCUCCGGCUAGAAAUCAGCAGAUUGUGAUCGCUGUGUGACUGGGGCAGGGCCGCGCUGAGGACAAUGGCGGAGCCGGGCGACAACCGGAGCGUUAACCAGCUGGCUGCAGAGACUGCGAGUCUUGAGGAGCAAUUCCAAGGAUGGGGCGAGGUGGUCCUGCUUGCUGACCGUACCCUUCGCUGGGAGAAGCCUUGGUUCCCAGCAGCUAUAAUGGGGGCCGUGUCCUUCAUAUUUCUGAUGAUCUAUUACCUGGAUCCGUCAGUUCUCUCUGGGGUUUCCUGUUUCAUCAUGUGUCUGUGUCUGGCUGACUAUCUUGUUCCAACACUGGCUCCCAGAAUUUUUGGGUCUAACACAUGGACCACUGAGCAGCAGCAAAGACUGCAUGAGAUCUGCAGCAAUCUUGUGAAGACCCGCAGGAGGAUCAUUGGCUGGUGGAAGCGCCUCUUUGUCCUAAAGGAGGAGAAGCCCAAGAUGUAUUUCAUGUCGAUGAUCACCGCUCUUGCCAUGGUUGCUUGGAUCGGACAGCAGGUUCAUAACCUCCUCCUGACAUACAUUAUUGUGAGUUUUGUCUUGUUGCUUCCUGGUCUCAACAAACAUGGAGUCAUCACAAAAUUUGCUGGAAUGGGAAAGCGCGAAAUCAACAAACUGCUGAAGCAAAAAGAGAAGAAGAAUGAAUAGUGUUGUGCGAGAUACAAAAGGAAAACUUCCAUGGGAGCAUUUAAUGUUUGUUCUUGGGGCCUGACCCUAACCUUACCAUUACGUUCCCCAAUAACUGCCAAUGCUGUAUCUGUGUUGCACUGAAAUUCCAACCUCUGAAGUAUGAAGACUCUCCACCCCGGGGUGCUGUCCUCGUCUCCUGUGUUUCUUUACCACUUUAAAUGUUGUCCACUCUUGUAAAUAUUCCAUAUUUUAGUGUUUUGUCUGUGUUUGUUUUUGUUGCUUUCCAUACUUUGCAAAGUAAAAUGUUGAUGUGUCUUCCUGUUAAUGGAUGUAAUAAAAUGUAGAUUGUCCAGGAA
Messenger RNA from Bufo gargarizans (Asiatic toad), 1072 nucleotides. RefSeq names its product ADP-ribosylation factor-like protein 6-interacting protein 1. The record is from RefSeq and is a predicted model, not a curated record. Lineage: Eukaryota; Metazoa; Chordata; Amphibia; Anura; Bufonidae. The transcript is spliced from 6 exons. Bases 120 to 734 code for a protein of 204 amino acids.